Molecule: messenger RNA, 2056 nt
Organism: Lutra lutra (Eurasian river otter)
Lineage: Eukaryota; Metazoa; Chordata; Mammalia; Carnivora; Mustelidae
Product: formin-like protein 14
Exons: 2
Coding region: 108-491 (127 amino acids)
Source: RefSeq, a predicted model, not a curated record
AGCAGCUAGAGCUGGGGGAAAGGGGUUCUAGAAAAGACAGGAAGGCUGGGGAUGAAGGAGGGGGCGCUGAGAGAGGGCGCCGGACCGAGCGGAAGCUGCAGAGAGGCAUGUGGGCACCCGCGCCGCCGCCGCCACCACCUCCCACUGCCUGCUCCAGCUCUCGUCAGACACGGCCGCCGCGCCUCCCGUCUGCGCCGCCGGGCCCGCCCCACCACCGCAGCCGGAGCUCCCAUUGGUCGAAGCGGCCGCCGCUCCUCAGUGGCUGGGCGCUCUCGCCGCUCCCAUUGGCCGAGUCUCGCUCGUCCCCUCCCCGCCGGCCCUCCCGUCCCGGCCCCUACGAAACCCCGCUCCGCCCGCGCCGCUGCCAAGCGCCGCCGACGGCGGCUAAUGGCUCCAGUCGCUGUCCUUCCACCGCUGCCAUGGAGACUUGCCCCGCCCACUGCCCUGAGUCGACGGCCUCAUUGGCCGAGAGCGUCGUGGCUCCAGGCUAAACUCGGGUUUGGGUCAGGUUAUUCGGGUCCAAGCGGGGAGGGGGCGGGCCCUGCCGUCUCCAUUUCCCGCGUGUGAUUGGCCGGCCCUGGAACGGCUCGUCCUUCCAUAGGCUAAGGCCUCCGCCCGUCACCGCAGGAGUAGCGACCGGCCCAUUCUCUUUCCCCGGUGAAACCUUCGCAGACCGCGGGCAGAGAGCCGGGGCGGGCGCGGGGCUUGGGAGCGCGACGGCGCCUGGCCGACCCCGCUCGGCGGGCCGUUGCCGCGGCGACCAGAGUUUAUUGACAGCCCUGCCCGGCUCCCGAGGGCGCGUCGCUCCCGCUCUCUGCUCCACCGCCUUCGCCGCCGCGAGUGCCCCGGGCGAUUUCGCGAGCGCCCCGAGAGCUCUGCGGGCGAGCGGGUGGGGGAGGAACCUGGGAAGCGCGGCCUUUGGAGAGGGCUCCGCGGGGCGGCGCCUCCCGCCGUCCGGAUCCCCAAUCUGCUCCCACCCUGGAGGCGCACAUGAUCAGCAAUUCACCGCCGCUGCGCCCGGAAUAACGAGCUGCGCGCUCGGGGCCGGCGCUCUUUGUUUCGCGCGCCGCGUGUGUCUGGUGCGCCCGGAACAGGGCCCGGCACGGGGAGGGCGGCCCCACUGGGAACCGACCGAAUGAGCGCGAGGCGGGCGCGGACGGUGUCCGCGUCACUCUGUGGCGUCGGGUAGGCGGCUCGCCCUCUCUGGCCCUCGGGCUCGCGCUCGCCGGACUGGGACCACCCGGGCCCUCGCUGAGGGUUUCUCCUUAACACCCUCCUGGGUGUCUUCUAUCCGCGCUUCCAGCUUCCCUCCCCGCAUCUCUGCUUAUGUUGUUCCUUGCCCAGCCGGGACGACCCCCUACCCCAGCUCUGACACCGCUCCCCCCAACAGAGGUACCCCCCCCAACCCCCCAGUAGGGAUGGUCACAGCUCCAGAGGGCAGCAGCGGCCAGCAAGCAGAGAGGACUCUGAAAGCUUAGCUCUCUGGCAAAGUCCUAGUAGCGUGUCCUCAUCUUAGAGGCGCAGCCCUUCCAUCCGCGGGUCUCCGCCCUGGAUCAGCACCAGCAAAUGUGAGCAGAAGGAUAAGCUCCUAACGGUGUUGGUAGCGGUAAAAAAAACUGGAAACGGCUUAAAUGUCCAUCACAUGAAGAAUGGGUAAAUGGAUCGUGACACGUUCAUACAGGGGAGCACCAUACAGCAGUGGAAGGGAGUGAGCCGCGCUCCCUAUAUCCACCCGGACAACCCCAAAGCGUGUUGCUAGCUGCGGAUAUCUGCGUAGCGGAGCGCGAAGUCUUAAAACCCACAACACAAGGGUGGUGUGUGGAUGCGUGUUUUAAAUGCGUGUAAACAUGCAUCGGGCGACAAAAGGAGGAGCGGACCCGACCCAUGACCCCUGCAGGUGGAGGGGAAGGAAUGAAAUCAGGAAGCCACACGUGACAUUGGUAUUUGUACCUUUUUUUUUGGUAAGUCCAGAGGUGGAAACCAUGAGUUCACUAUAAACACUAUCUGUUGUUUUUCUCUCCGUCAAAAGAUUUCAUAAUAUGAAUAAAAAUUUGAC